UUGGCGGAGCAGCGCACGUGUGUCCCAAAAGGAAGUGGCGUCAGCUGGUGGAGUUGAACCUGGCUCCUUGUUGAACGCGUCUCUUUGCCAAGUAUGUCGCACUUGCAGAUGAAACUUCUGCGUAAGAAGAUUGAGAAGCGGAACCUCAAACUGCGGCAACGGAACCUAAAGCUACAGGGACCCUCAGAUGUGAGCCUGUCAGAAACUCAAAAUGGCGCUGUGCCCAAAGAAAUAGCAAGAGUUGGAGGAAAAGUUAAAAAAUCCCUAAAACAUUCAGUGAACGUGGACUUAUCUGAAGCUCAAAGUGGAGAUGACCCUGAAGAAACAGGGAAAGUUAAGAAAUCUUUAAAAUAUUCUGUAAACCCGAGCUCAUCAGAAGCUCAAAACAGGGAUGUGCUUAAAGAAACAAGCAAAGUUGGGAAAGUUAAGAAAUCCCUAAAACUGUCUGUUAGUUCUGUUAAUUCAAGCUUGUCAGAAGCUCAAAAUGGAGAUGAGCCUAAAGGAACAGAGAAAAUUAGAAAAGUUAAAAAGUCUCUAAAGCAUUCACUGAACAUGGGUUUGCCAGAAGCUCAAAAUGGAAAUAAGCCUGAAGAAACAGUGGAAAAUGUCAAAGUUCAAAAGUACCCCCAGAAUUCUACCAUAUUAACCAAUGGAGGAGCAAUAACACCAUCUCCUGAUUCAGAAUUGAAAAGGAAAAAGAAGAAGAGAAAAACGGUGAAUGAUGCUGGGCCUGAUACAAAAAAAGCAAAAGCUGAAGAAAGCACCAAGACUCAUGACCAAACAGAAGAUGGUGUGAGGAAAUCAGAUGGUGAGGAAGGUGACGGUGAAGUACCCAGCCUGCCCCUGGGACUGACAGGAGCUUUUGAGGAUACUUCUUUUGUCUCUCUAACUAAUCUUGUCAAUGAAAACACUCUGAAGGCAAUAAAAGAAAUGGGUUUCACAAACAUGACUGAAAUUCAACAUAAAAGUAUUAGACCACUUCUGGAAGGCAGGGAUCUUUUAGCCGCUGCAAAAACAGGCAGUGGCAAGACCCUUGCCUUUCUCAUCCCUGUGAUUGAACUGAUUGUUAAGUUAAAAUUCAUGCCCAGGAAUGGAACAGGGGCUCUCAUUCUGUCACCUACUAGAGAACUGGCCAUGCAGACUUUUGGUGUUCUUAAGGAGCUGAUGACUCACCAUGUUCAUACCUAUGGGUUGAUCAUGGGUGGCAGUAACAGGUCUGCUGAAGCACAGAAACUUGCUAAUGGAAUCAACAUCAUUGUGGCCACACCAGGCCGCCUCCUGGACCAUAUGCAAAAUACGCCAGGGUUUAUGUAUAAAAACCUACAGUGUCUUGUUAUUGAUGAGGCAGAUCGCAUUUUGGAUGUUGGCUUUGAAGAAGAAUUAAAGCAAAUCAUUAAACUUCUGCCGAUACGCAGACAGACCAUGCUCUUUUCUGCCACGCAAACUCGAAAAGUUGAAGACCUAGCAAGGAUUUCUUUAAAAAAGGAGCCAUUAUAUGUUGGUGUGGAUGAUGACAAAACUAAUGCCACGGUGGAUGGUCUUGAGCAGGGAUAUGUUGUUUGUCCCUCUGAAAAGAGAUUCCUUCUGCUCUUUACAUUCCUUAAGAAGAACCGAAAGAAGAAACUCAUGGUCUUCUUUUCAUCCUGUAUGUCUGUGAAAUACCACUAUGAGUUGCUGAACUACAUUGAUUUGCCUGUCUUGGCCAUUCAUGGAAAGCAGAAGCAAAAUAAGCGUACAACGACAUUCUUCCAGUUCUGCAAUGCAGAUUCAGGGAUAUUGUUGUGUACUGAUGUGGCAGCGAGAGGGUUGGAUAUUCCUGAGGUUGAUUGGAUCGUUCAGUAUGAUCCUCCAGAUGACCCUAAGGAGUAUAUUCAUCGUGUGGGUAGGACAGCCAGAGGCCUGAACGGAAGGGGGCACGCCUUACUCAUUUUGCGCCCAGAAGAGUUGGGUUUCCUUCGUUACUUGAAGCAAUCCAAGGUUCCAUUAAGUGAAUUUGACUUUUCCUGGUCUAAAAUUUCUGACAUUCAGUCUCAGCUUGAAAAAUUGAUUGAAAAGAACUAUUUUCUUCAUAAAUCGGCCCAAGAAGCAUACAAGUCAUACAUACGAGCAUAUGACUCCCAUUCUCUGAAGCAGAUCUUUGAUGUUAAUAACCUAAAUUUGCCCCAGGUUGCUCUGUCAUUUGGUUUCAAGGUGCCUCCUUUUGUUGAUCUGAAUGUGAACAGCAGUGAAGGCAAGCACAAAAAGAGAGGAGGUGGUGGCGGAUUUGGCUACCAGAAAAGCAAGAAAGUUGAGAAGUCCAAAAUUUUUAAACACAUUAGCAAGAAAUCAUCAGACAGAAGGCAGUUCUCUCACUGAAAACAAAUUCCUUUGAUCUUGACUAACUCCUAAAAUGAAUUUUUUUUCUUUACAAAGAAGUUUUUGUAGCCUUUCAAGUUUUUCUCAUCUUUGCUGUGAUGAUAACAAUUUUUUAUUAUAAAUCUCCUUGCAAAAAUUUUUGUUACUGUUUUACAGUAUAAUUCUUCUUUUUGUACCUUUCCUUUAUGCUAUAUGAAGAUUUUGUGACAUUCAUUGCUAGUCAACACUAUGCAGAGUGACUUGGUGUACUGGACAGGUGGUGGCGCAGCAGAAGAAAGUCUAGGUUUACUUUUUGGUUUUGUGUCUUGGACCUCAAGAGUGGCUUGGAGCAAUCCCUGAAAAUGCUGCACUUCGAAAGGGCAGAGCAUUUUGAGAGAUACCCAAGAAGCAGCUGUAGGUAAAAGGUAUUAUUUUGAUGCUCAUGGCUUUACAACAGCAAGCUUUCCUUAAAUAAAUAAUCAUGCUUUAUAGGUUUAUUUCAAGGUGUUUUGGAUUUUG
Molecule: messenger RNA, 2853 nt
Organism: Fukomys damarensis (Damara mole-rat)
Lineage: Eukaryota; Metazoa; Chordata; Mammalia; Rodentia; Bathyergidae
Gene: Ddx18
Product: DEAD-box helicase 18
Exons: 14
Coding region: 94-2355 (753 amino acids)
Biological process (GO): maturation of LSU-rRNA from tricistronic rRNA transcript (SSU-rRNA, 5.8S rRNA, LSU-rRNA)
Cellular component (GO): nucleolus
Molecular function (GO): RNA helicase activity; ATP binding; nucleic acid binding
Source: RefSeq, a predicted model, not a curated record